This is a messenger RNA of Culex quinquefasciatus (southern house mosquito), 2329 nucleotides long. RefSeq lists its product as uncharacterized. The transcript is spliced from 7 exons. NCBI's taxonomy places the organism in Eukaryota, Metazoa, Arthropoda, Insecta, Diptera, Culicidae. The coding region runs from base 221 to 2146 and encodes 641 amino acids. The record is from RefSeq and is a predicted model, not a curated record. Gene Ontology annotation, biological process: amino acid transport; carbohydrate metabolic process.
GCCCAAAAGAAGCCAUUUGUCCUUUAGCCCUUGACCAGGUCGUGCCGACUUCUUAAGGUUGUCCUAAGGUUGCAGGUCGUAUCGAUCCGAACACCUGGACAAUCAGAACUACACUGAACUACUCGUGUGAGAUAUUGGCGGAUAGGCUGAGAAGUUUUGAGUGGGUAGGUGGUAUUGGUAUUUGAGAGAAAAAGAACCCCCAGCGCUCGCGCUCAACGCCAUGGACGAGACGAAUAGGAAUAGUGCGAAGCUAGAUAUCGAGGCGGCCAGACAGCAGUCCGCGGACAAGGAAAACUCCAAGGAGAAACUAAGCCCGGAACCGAAGGAAUCCUACAAGAAGCUCUCGGACGCGGAGCUAGACCAGGCGAACGGUGCCGCGAGGAAGCAACCUGCAGACAGUGACGAUCCCGCGAUGGUCCGCGAAAACGGCAACUGCAAGGAUGGCGAGGACGAGAAGAUGCUGAACGGGGGCGGCGCCGGUGACGCCGUGGCCACCACCAACGGGGGCGGUGGCGAAAAGGAGAAGCUCACCCAGAAGGAGCUCGAGGUGACGUUCACGUCCGAGGGACAAAAUGGGGACGUCCGGAUCAACCUGGAGGUGGAGAAGCAGCAAACCUUCUCCGGCAUGAGCAAGGAGGAGCUGAUGAAGUUCGCGAACGACCCGUUCUGGGUGCGGCUGCGCUGGUUCCUGUUCAUCGUGUUCUGGGGCCUUUGGAUCGGCAUGCUGGCCGGGGCCGUCUACAUCAUUCUGGACGCGCCAAAGUGUGCCGCACCGGUGCCACUCUCUUGGUGGCAGACGGGCCCGCUGGUUACCGUUGAUGAACAGUCCUACCGCGAGCAGGUCGCCGACGUGAAGAAGUUUGGAGCGGCGGGAGUGGUGUACAAACUGCCGGAGGAUGAAACGUACUUUGUGGAGGGAGCCCUGGAGGGCAAGAUUAAGGAGCUGGUGAAGGCGUUUGGCGACCACGACAUCAAGGUCAUCCUGGACGUGACGGCCAACUACGUGACCAAGAACGACCCGCUGUUCAAGGAGGCCACGGCCAGCGCCGACGCCCCGCAGCGAUCGGCCUUCGUUUGGCGCCAGUCCAGCGAAAAGACCAACUGGCUCGAGGUCGGCACUACCGAUCGUAGCUCCGCCUGGAAGCCACUGGACUCGCAGCUCAUCUUGGGCCAGUUUGGAGCGGAUCGCUUCGAUCUGCAGCUGAGCGAACCGAUCGCCAAGGACAAGCUCAAGUCGACGCUGCGUCGGUUGGCGGAGCUGGGCGUCAGUGGAUUCCGGUUGGCCAACGCCAAGCACUUUAUCGUGGAUCGUGCCGGAAAGGACGACGAGGUCGCAUCGCCGGCCGCGGACAAGUCGCUCACGCACGACCAUUACGACUUCUGGACGCAUGCGCACACUACUUACCAAGCUGGGCUUGGAGCUCUGCUGCACGAGCUGGCUCUGGAGGUUAGAAACUACACCAAGGGCGAGGGAUUCCUGUCCGUCAGCGAAGACAUUGUCCGUCCGGAAGCCUUUGCCGUCGAUGGAAGCCAGCUGGGCGUUGACCUUCCCGAGUAUGGCAACGUUGAGACGAUCCUGAGCGCUCCGAUCACCGCGGAGUCCGCCAAGAUCAUCCGGGAUGACAUCGAGCGUACGCUGAACGAAACUAACCUGUACAGCGCCGUCAACGGUGGCAAGCCCUGGAACCAGUGGCCGUACGAUAAGGCAUCCCUGGCCAACGUUCCAGCCUCGGAGUACAAUGUGUUCAUGUUCCUGCUGCCGGGAGUCCCAGUUGUCCCGCUGGACGUCCUCAACUACGGUGACGGAAGCCACGCGAUCGUCGAGAGCUUGAACAAGUUCCGCAAAUCGCCGUCCUUCGAGCAUGGUUCGUUCGCGAUCUACACGGACGCUAACGCGACCUCCAUCGGAUAUACCCGGCUCUGGCAAAAGUCCGGCAAUCCGGGCUACUUUGUGGCGCUGAACCCGACGGACGCCCCCGUGCGGGCCGACUUUGGCCUGAUGCAGGGCAUCGCCGAGGAGCUGACGGUGGUGCUGGUCAGCGCAAACUACCGCGAGGAGGACAUUGCCGCCAAGAGCAAGAUCCAGGCGAACGCGGUCCCGCUGUCGGCCCGGUCGGCGCUCAUUGCGACCUAUGUGCCGAAAUAAAUGAAGGAAUAAGCAUUUAUAAAGUUGAAGUGUUAAAAAGUUCAUGUUCGCUUAGCGCAUAUUAAAUGUUUGAAGAAAAGACCGAAAAAAAGAAAAUUGUCUUUUCGUAAUCGCUUUGGCACAAACAAGAAUGAAUUUAAGUAAUUCAAAGUAGAAAACAAUAAAUAUUAUCAAGAGCAUCAA